This is a messenger RNA of Drosophila ficusphila, 1648 nucleotides long. It is a transcript of the gene Gabat, whose product is annotated as 4-aminobutyrate aminotransferase, mitochondrial. Bases 96 to 1556 code for a protein of 486 amino acids. Gene Ontology annotation, biological process: GABA catabolic process. Gene Ontology annotation, molecular function: pyridoxal phosphate binding. Gene Ontology annotation, cellular component: mitochondrion. The transcript is spliced from 5 exons. The record is from RefSeq and is a predicted model, not a curated record. Lineage: Eukaryota; Metazoa; Arthropoda; Insecta; Diptera; Drosophilidae.
UACAUUUCUCUUUAAUAAAUAAGUAUUAGUGGCUCGUUGUUAGCCUUUCUAUUGAACAAUUCCUUCACUUAACCCCGGAGCAUUCGACAGUAACCAUGCGGAGUCUGUGGCUAAAUACGCUAACCAAGCAAAGUUUAUAUCGGUUGAGUACCAAAAGGUACUCCACCAAAAUUGAGCCCAAGGAGCCCGUGGUGAAAACUAAAUCAAUACCUGGCCCCAAAUCAAUUGAGCUUAAAAAGCAACUGGAUUCUGUUCAGGCCACCGGAACCAUCCAAUUCUUUGCUGACUACGAAAAGUCCAUCGGAAAUUACAUCUGCGACGUAGAUGGAAACAUUUUGCUAGAUGUCUACACCCAGAUUUCCUCAGUUCCCUUGGGUUACAAUCAUCCGAGACUGUACAAUGUCUUUAACAACGACCAAAACCUGAAAACCUUAAUUAACAGACCUGCACUUGGUGUCUUCCCUGGCAAAGAAUGGCCAGAAAAACUGCAUUCUGUCCUUUUGAAUAUUGCACCGAAAGGACUCAACAAAAUCACAACGAUGAUGUGUGGCUCUUGUUCAAAUGAAAAUGCAUACAAGAGCAUCUUUAUCUGGUACCAAAACAAAGUUCGCGGCGGUAAACCACUUACCGAGCAGGAGAAGAACUCUUGCAUGAUUAACAUUCCCCCAGGAGCUCCGAAACUCAGUAUUCUCUCGUUCAAGGGAGCCUUCCACGGACGCACCUUGGGCGCUCUUUCCACAACACAUUCGAAAUAUAUUCAUAAGCUGGACGUUCCCUCAUUCGAUUGGCCGAUCGCAUCUUUUCCCGAAUACCGAUAUCCCCUAGAUGAAAAUGUGGCGCACAACAAGAAGGAGGACGAGAAGUGCCUUAGUGAGGUGCAGGAUUUGAUUCAGCAGUAUGCCAGCAAGAAUCCUGUGGCCGGAAUUGUGGUGGAGCCCAUCCAAAGUGAGGGAGGCGACAACGAGGCCUCGCCCGAGUUUUUCAGGAGCCUUCAGGCCAUUUGCAAGAAGAACGGUAUCGCCUUGUUGAUCGAUGAAGUGCAAACCGGCGGAGGUAGCACUGGAAAGUUCUGGGCCCACGAGCACUUCGAGCUGGAGAGUCCUCCCGAUGUCGUCACCUUCAGCAAGAAGUUGCAACUGGGCGGCUACUUCCACAACGACGACUUCAUUCCGAACGAGCCGUAUAGAAUCUUUAACACCUGGAUGGGCGAUCCGGGUAAAGUCCUCCUCCUCGAGGAAGUGGUAAAAGUAAUCCAGGAGGAGAAGCUCCUGGCUAAUGUCGCUGUGGCCGGAAAGGUCCUGAAGAAUGGCCUAUUGAGCCUGGAGCAGGAAUUCCCGCAUAUCCUCAACUCUACUCGUGGUCGUGGCACAUUUUUGGCUAUUAAUUGCACCAACACAAAAGUGCGAGAUCAAAUAAUUGGCGCUCUCAAGUUGCACGGCAUUCAAACGGGAGGCUGUGGAGAAAUUUCCAUUAGAUUCCGACCAGCCUUGAUAUUUAAGGAAUAUCACGCUAAUAUCGUCCUAGAUCGCUUCCGCAAAGUGCUUCAAGCUAUUUAAAUAACAAUGAAAUGAGAAAACGAAAAAUGAUUGUGCUCUGAAAAUUGCAAUAUAUAUGUUACCAAAGUGAAUAAUAAAAUGAAUUUAUUUUA